AUGCUUCCAGCCUCCAUAGGAAACCUUUCCAUCUCUCUUAGAAUAUUUCACACCAACAAAUGCAAAAUCAAAGGCCGAAUUCCCAAUGAAGUUGGGAACUUAAGCAGCUUAUUAUUCCUUGAUCUUUCUGGAAACAAUCGGGUUGGAUCGAUUCCCACAUCAAUUGGCAACAUGAGAAACCUUCAGCGGUUUAACUUGAAUGACAACAAACUUACUGGAUUUAUUGGACCUAACAUUUGUAAAAUGCAGCGUUUGGGUGAUAUUUACUUGGGUCAAAAUCAACUUUCAGGAUCUCUUCCUAAUUGUUUAGGGAAUAUUACUUCCCUUAGGGAGAUACAUCUCGGUUCCAACAAAUUGAGUUCCAAUAUACCACCAAGCUUAGGGAACCUUCAAGAUCUAGUGUUUCUUGACUUAUCCACAAACAACAUGGUAGGUUCUUUACCUGCAGAAAUUGGAAAUCUAAAGGCUAUAACAAAGAUGGAUCUAUCGAUGAAUCAAUUCUCAAAUGGAAUUCCAAGAAAAAUUGGAGGGUUGCAAAAUCUGGUGCACCUUUCUUUGAGACACAAUAACUUGCAAGGAUCUAUACCUGACUCAGUGAGCAACAUGGUAGGUUUGGAAUUCCUAGAUCUUUCUCAUAAUAAUAUAUCUGGAAACAUUCCUAAGUCUUUGGAGAAACUUCAAAACUUGAAGUAUUUCAAUAUUUCUGUCAACAAAUUGUACGGUGAUAUACCCUUGGGGGGUCCUUUCAAGAAUCUCUCGAGUCAGUUUUUCAUCUACAAUGAAGCAUUGUGUGGUUCUUUAAGAUUUAGUGUCCUGCCAUGCCCCACUUCAUUAAAGCACAGAUCAAAUAGGAAAAAAUUCCUAUUUCUUUUUCUUUUGCUGGGAAUUGCACUAGUAGUUGUUCCUAGCACCUUUAUUUUUUUCUGGAUAAGGUAUAGAAGAGGUAAAAGUGCUCUUCAACAAGCUGAUUCAUUGUUUGCCAUAACAAGAGAAAGAAUUUCAUACUAUGAAUUGAUCCAAGCAACUGAUGAGUUUAACGAGACCUGCAACUGGAUGCGGCAUUCAAGAGUUUUGAUACGGAAUGUGAAGUUUUGUGCAGCCUUCGCCAUAGGAAUCUCGUUAAAGUCAUUACUAGUUGUUCCAACCUUGAUUUCAAGGCUUUAG
Molecule: messenger RNA, 1164 nt
Organism: Capsicum annuum
Lineage: Eukaryota; Viridiplantae; Streptophyta; Magnoliopsida; Solanales; Solanaceae
Product: receptor kinase-like protein Xa21
Exons: 2
Coding region: 1-1164 (387 amino acids)
Molecular function (GO): protein binding
Source: RefSeq, a predicted model, not a curated record